AUCAUCUUCGUGCCCAGCAAAUUCCCCUGUUUCCAUAUAAGAAAAACAGAGCAAUCUUGGAAUUUCCCCUUCCAAACAAUGGCAGGCCCAGUUGUGUUCAAUGAUGAAGUAUUGGAAGCCGGCCAAAAUAGAGCUCGCCUGAGCUUGAUCGGGAGGCUGCGGUGCUCGUCCCACCCAUCCAGAAAUCGCGUUCAACAUACCGUCAAUAAUCUGUGGGCAAAGAGAGCUCCAGUUACUGUCCUUGAUGCAGACCAUGGUCUAUUCCAAUUAGUCUUCUCAAACGCCACUGAUCGCCAAGAAGCACUGGGGAAAGCUCCCUGGUUCCUCCACUCGAAGAUCCUCACCUUAAAAAAGUGGGAAACGCCUUCUGAGCAAGUUUUUCAAGAGCUUGCACGCGUCCCCUACCUCGUCCAACUCUGGAAUCUGCCUGAGGAAUAUAGAACUGUUGCGCUAGGCAGGCUCCUUGCCUCUCAAUUGGGAACCGUCGUGGAUGCCGGGAUGUACGCGGUCUGGGAGAACCCAGGUUGUGUGUUCAAAGCAAGAGUGCUGAUCGACGUAUCAUCCCCCUUGCAACAUCGACUGGAAGCUAGGAAGAGGAACGCAGAUGGCUCUAUGGGUGAACCUUUCCGGGUGUCUCUCAAGUACGAAAACAUCAAAACCAUUUGUUUCAGGUGCCGUAGAAUUGGGCACAACCAGAGCUUCUGUUCUUUUGAUUUGGCAACAGGCGAGGAUGGAUUCGGACCUGAGAUUAUUGGGAACCGAACAGGUCUGAAAUUGAAUGAGAAUUCUUAUGCGACAGCUCGGAGAAGUGGAAUAAAUUGGGGCGGGAAUGUGUGGCGCCAUGGAGCUCGUGCCACACCUUACUCCCGAUCCAAUACGAUGCUGAUUGAGGCACCUUCUCGGUUCGGCAGAGAAAACUCGGAUGGAAGGGGUCAGGGGACGCUGCCGCGGGACUUCUGACGGGAGAGAAAUUGCACAGGCAGAUCGUUGGGCCGCUUGGAGAAGGCGGAUGGGCUGGGAGCCUCCUCGGUGCCGGAGAACAUAUUGGGCCAGCCUUUGAUUGAGGCUGGUUGCAAUAAUAAAAUGGUAACUGAGCCCAAGGAUUCUAAAAAGCCCAACUUGCACAACCCUUGGUGUUAGAGCCCACACCUCUCCAAGUACAAGCUCCAUCCCCAUCAUACGGGCUAGGUAACUUAUAUUGUAGUGAAGAUCCCGGAUUUUUAUUUGACGAUUUAGAGGAUACUCUCUUAUUUAGCAUGCAAGGAGAAGGGAUAGGCUUCUUUGAUAAUGAAGGAAUGGAUCAAUC
Molecule: messenger RNA, 1306 nt
Organism: Linum trigynum
Lineage: Eukaryota; Viridiplantae; Streptophyta; Magnoliopsida; Malpighiales; Linaceae
Source: the annotation of a GenBank genome assembly